Acanthopagrus latus (yellowfin seabream) is the source of this 3955-nucleotide messenger RNA. It is a transcript of the gene abhd15a, whose product is annotated as abhydrolase domain containing 15a. The record is from RefSeq and is a predicted model, not a curated record. Gene Ontology annotation, molecular function: short-chain carboxylesterase activity; monoacylglycerol lipase activity. The coding region runs from base 597 to 2114 and encodes 505 amino acids. The transcript is spliced from 3 exons. Lineage: Eukaryota; Metazoa; Chordata; Actinopteri; Spariformes; Sparidae.
CACUGCAGAGGGAAUGAACGCUCAGGAUGUUUGUAGUGGGUGUACUGGAAGUAAUUUAAGGGGAAGUCUACUACAACCAGCGAUCAUCACGGGGUACCUGCUCACUCUUGGAGGGGUUGGGCGUGAUGUGGGGGGAGGCGUUUCCAGCCUCCAGCCUGCUCUUCGGCAGUUCCUGCGCUCAAAGCUGUUGGGUUGAAGCGCCGGCCGAGCGCAGUCCUGCACAGCCACGCUUUCUGCACCAGCUCGAGCUGGACGCAUGACACACGGGCGGGAUCUGCGCGUUCUAUUUAAAUUAGUGCCUGCAAACAAAACCGGGAAAGACGAAGUCGGAUUUGGAAUGAGCUGGAACAACAGAAGCGCGUAACUGAGCGAGCACGCCUACAACGACGAGGGGACCGACCGGUGCGCCUUGGCACCGGAGGGGAGCACCAAACUUCACCGAGCUGAGCAUCAGUCCGGGACAAACAGAUCGUCUCUCUCUCUCUUUCUCUCUCUAAGCAUGUGUCCGUGAGACUGUUUUCUGUAGCGUCAAUGUGUAAUUAUCAACUUUCAGAUUAAGGUGUGGAUAAAAAGCCUCGCUCUGCCCGACCGUGCCAAUGCUGGAAUGGCUGGCGGCUCUGUGCUUCGUGAUCCUGGCGGUCUUGAUAUGGCCAGGUUCGAAGUAUUUUGGCACCGUGAGCCAGACGGAUGCGCUCCUUCAAGGGCUGGGCAUUUCGCAACAGGCGGCGAAGGACAUGGACGGCGUGCAGCCGGCCUGUGCGGGCGCCGGGACCGGGGAUGUCAAAGCUCGCACCGUGGCGCUCAUCUGCAAGCCGUCCGCGCUGGCCAACUACCUCCUGAAGCACUGCAGGACUUUCAGCGAUUACUCCCCGUGCGUCGGCUGGACGUGGAGGGCGAGCGCCUUCCUGCAGAGCGUGUACGAGGCGUGCUGGCCCUACGACAGCCCGGUCCAGUUCGUGCGGGACAACCUGCAGCUGAGCGACGAGGGACUGGUGGCCUUGGACUGGGCAGUGCCAUCCUACCAGAAGAGACGCAGGACUUCCAGCCACUCCACCAGCCCCGUGCUGCUCAUCAUCCCCAACUCUUUUGGGAAGAUCACCAGAAAUGUGCUGAAGCUGUGUGAAAUGGCGCUGUCCCACGGCUACCUCCCGGCAGUUUUCAACCGCCGCAGCCACAACGGCACCCCGCUCACCACCCUCAAGCUGCAGCAGUUCGGAGACCCGGCAGACCUGCGCGAGGCCGUGCGCUACAUUCGCUACCGACAGCCUGCGGGGAGACUGUACGCCGUGAGCGAGAGCAGCGGGUCGGGCCUUCUCCUGUCUUACCUGGGGGAGUGUGGAUCGUCCAGCUACGUGACGGCGGCUGUGUGCCUGUCGCCUCUGUUCCGCUGUCAGAGCUGGUUUGAGAACGGGCUGUGCUGGCCGCUGCAGUGGGCUUUGGUGCUCUACCAGAAGAUAUGUCUCAGCAGGUACAAGACGGCGCUGGGUGAGACCAUACAAACAGACGCUCUGUUUUCCAGCUGCUCCUUGCGUGUCCUGGAGGAGUCGUUGUUCUGUCAGACUGGACCUGCAGCACCGACCGGGCCCGGCGCUAGCGGCGGUGCCUCAGGUGCGUGGGAUGCCUACUGGGAACGCAACGAACCCUUGAGGGAUGUGGACGAAGUGGCUAUUCCCGUUCUGUCCGUGUGCGCUCAGGAUGACCCUAUCCGUGGUGACACCCAAUCCACAGUGCCCUUGGAGCUCUUUGAGACAAACCCGCAUUUUUUCCUCCUUCUGACUGACCGUGGAGGUCACUGCGGUUUCUCCACCCAGCCCGAGGGGAGCGCCGCUGGUGCAGCCGGUGCAGUCGGCUCGGCGGCUGUGCCAAGCAGCGGGGUUGGGAGCGGCGGGGUCAACUGGAGCCACAAAGCUCUGCUGGAAUUCUUCCGGGCGACCACAGACUUCUUCGCUGCAGAGGAGAGAGCGAAGCAGCUGGCCGCGAGGAGGAGGGGGCUGGGGGGUGGAGCAGGCGGGAGGGCCUUCCGCCACCGCAGCGUCAGUACGUGUAAACGAAUGCCAGCGUGCUCCCAUAAUAUCCAUGCCAUUUACAAUUGGCAGAGGUCCUAUACACGAUGAGGGAGCUUCAUGGAAGUUAAUGGACUACACUGAUGCCUUCUGAUAGCGUUUGGAUUUGGGAUGUGAAGGCUCAGUUUGUUCUGUGACACUCCGCUACAAAGUGUUAAACCGAACUACAAACGUGCCGGGGCUGUGAGGAUCUGAGGGCACAGAAUGCUUUCAAGUGUUCAUAAAUCACAGCCAUAACACAAGAGCUCUUGCACGCAGUUGUUACGUUCUGCUGAACGCUUGACACUAAACUCGCAGGAUGGGUGGCUAUAUGUUUUUCUAGAGACUGAUACAAAUUGCUUCACUGCCAGCUGUUAAAACUGAGGGAUUCUCUCACUGUUUUGUCAACACACACAUACAUCUUGCCCCCCUGACUAGAGACGAGAAGUAAUGAGCCAACUAGUCUUCACAAGUUUAUGAUAUUGAUUUAAUUAAUUCCAUUUCUGGGCCAUGGGGUCGGGUGCAGCUGAAGCUGCAAAAGCCAUAACAAUUCUGAAUGUGUCGAACAACCAGCAAUUAUUUCUACACAGUGUGACAAUACAAGUGACUCGCUGUUGAAAAUGUUGGAAUAAAUAACCCCCGAACUUCACAAAAACAAAUACUCAUAGACUAGAAAAAAUGCACACCUGUCCUGACCUCACCUGAAUCUGCCUCCUUCAUCCCUGGAGGCGGAAAUCGCAGUCAGGGCUGCUGUGACAUGAAAAUCAUCCAGUGGAUUUCUUUCUUUCUCUUGGGUCACGGUCCUGCCACUCACCUGGCUUUAAAACGUUUCUUUAAAACGUCCUCCAUCAAUUGGUCCAGCUCCUGUGUUGGUGGUGUAAACACCCUGCUAGCUUCAUGGCGAUCUGAGCUAACUGGCAGCUACAGUUAGCAGCAGUUAGCAACAUCGACGUUACAAGGGCAAGGCUCCGUGUUGCAAAUGUCUCCCUGGUAUUUUGCUCCCAGUUGGACUAUGUGUCACGCAGUUUGCAGCCAUGUUAGCUACAGUGUGUUGGCAAUCACGGCUGCAUGGUCAUUUUGGAUAUUUGAAACCUUGACACUUAACUAUUGCGUCUUACUUUUAUUCUUUGUAUCACUGACAGGAUAUUUAUUGGGGAAGGGUGAAAGUCUUGUGCCUAGAGUAGAGUAUCCAGUAAGGAUCUGAAGUUAAUUUGAGCUAAAUGUCAAAAGAGUUUAAUGAACUCAUCUGGUGUUAGAUGCACACAAUGAAGAGAAUUCAUUGUGUAUAUUACUGAAUGGUCUCUUCUGUAUGGGGAAAUGUCCUGAUGCCCAGAAUAGAGCACCACAUGUGUGAUUGCAAUCACCUUUUAGAAGUGAAUUCUGUGUAAUGAGGUUCUAUUUUAAUGAGCUUCGUGGCCGAAGGCGCGUUUUGAGUUUUUUCCGGCCUCAUCGUCUGAAGCCCAGAGUGUGAAGGUGGCGAAGAUGUGAUGGUGGCUGGUUUCGUACUGAGGAGGAGGGUCCCCGCAAAUUCUAUUAAUUGUUUAUCCUUGUGAUAUAGAGUAAUAAAUACUGUGUCAGAUGUGGUUAGACCAGAAGCACUUCAGAGGGCAGCUCAGACGACGAGCAGUAGAAAGCAGAGGUUCAGAUCUUUGUCUUCUGUUGUUUCAUUGAAAUGCCCCACCUGUCAAAUGUGUAAGUUUGUGUGAUGGAAUCAGAUGAAUAAAAUUAUUUAAAAAAGUAAAUAUGAUUAAUAAUAUAUCUUGGUCACUAUUUUUGCUCAUAAUCAUCAUUACUUUCAAAUCUCAUCACACUGAGGUUAUGAUCUUUGGUCUUGUCAAACCCCCGCUGAGUGAAUCCUCACAGACACUCCCUAUUUUAGCACAGUCCCUAUAGCCAUUCCAAGCUGCAUGUGU